This is a messenger RNA of Acipenser ruthenus (sterlet), 2387 nucleotides long. Its product is annotated as dehydrogenase/reductase SDR family member 13-like. NCBI's taxonomy places the organism in Eukaryota, Metazoa, Chordata, Actinopteri, Acipenseriformes, Acipenseridae. Bases 182 to 1132 code for a protein of 316 amino acids. The record is from RefSeq and is a predicted model, not a curated record. The transcript has 5 exons.
UCAGAACUACUGCCAAUAGAAAGUAAACAGGGAAGUAACAUCGAGAGCGCAUAGCCGACAUAGGAAAUAUCAACGCACCUUGUAAUUGUACAUGCUAGUGUUUAGCACAGUCCUCGGAGAAAGUGACGCCAUAUAGUUAUUUAUUUGACACUCUCUCUCUUAUAUCUAUAUAAGACUAGUCAUGCCAGGUCCCAUAGUCGUUGUAGGGAUUGGAAUUGCAGUUUAUAUUUUGGUUUAUUACAAUAUUUUCAAAGGUCCAAAAUGCAAAAGUUUUGCAACGCUGGUGGGGAAAACAGCAGUGAUCACAGGUGGCAACACUGGCAUUGGGAAGGCGACCGCUCUGGAUCUUGCAAAGCGAGGCGCCAGAGUCAUACUGGCGUGCCGCAGUAAACAGCGAGCGGAAGCGGCCGUGUUUGACAUCAGAAAGGAGAGCAGCAAUCACCAGGUGCUGUUCAUGCAGCUGGACCUGGCGAGCCUGCAGUCUGUCAGAUCCUUCGCUGAAACAUUCCUUCAAACGGAGCCCUGGCUGGACAUUCUCAUCAAUAACGCAGGGGUCGGAGGGCAUGGCCAGACCGCUGACGGCUUCGAGCUGCACUUCGGAGUCAAUCACCUGGGUCACUUCCUGCUGACCGCUCUGCUGCUGGAGCGUCUGAAGCAGGCAGAGGCUGGCCGCGUGGUCACCGUGUCCUCGAUGGCUUAUCGCUACGGGAGAGUGGAUUUCAGCACCCUGGGCACCCCUGUAUCCCACGACUCCUCGUCCUGGGUGAAGACGCAGGGGUACUGCCACAGCAAGCUGUGCAACAUCCUGUUCACCCGCGAGCUGGCUAACAAGCUGGAAGGGAGCACAGUCACCUGCUACUCUGUGCACCCAGGGUUUGUCUACACCGAGGUCUUCAGAGACAUGGAGACCUGGCAGAAGCUGUUCUUCAUCCCCUUCGCAAGGCUGUUCUUCCAGGGUCCAGAGGGGGGCGCUCAGACCUCCAUCCACUGCGCGGUUCAGGAGGGCAUCGAGGUGCUCAGCGGCCGUUACUUUGCAGACUGCAGCGUGCAGGAGGUGGGCACCCAUGCCCGGGACGACGGGGUCGCCAGGAAGCUGUGGGAGGUCAGCGAGAGGCUGGCGGGACUCGUCUGAGCCGGCUGAUCUGGGAUUAGCGACUGGCACCACAUCGAAGCUUGCUGUGAACCAUCACUGUGUGGGACCUGAAGCUAAAUAUACCCAAGCUACUAGAAACAUUUAACAUGGUUGUGGUUUUAAAUGGUAUAGGAUAACAUACUGUGUAUGGUUUUAGAGAGCUAACUGGUGUUGUAUAUUACGGAAUUCAGUAAAGACAGUUAAAAUACAGGUGUGUACCAAACACUGAAAUGCACAUUCCAUACACGCUUAGGAAUUCCAACACACAGGUAUACAGACUACUGGGUGGAGAGCGGUGUAGUUCCAUGGAAGGAACAGCAGAGGGCGCCGUUUCCUUUUGUUUUCACCUUAAAAAGAAAAGAAGCAGAGACUUCAUCAUUUCCUACACGUGGGUCUGUUGCAGGAAAGGGACGUGGUUAUAAAGGCAGGAGGUUGGUUCAGCUAUCCUUAGAAUUUCAGUGCGUACUUUAAUUAUAUAUAUAUCUCCAUCCCUCAUUUAAACUGUUUGGGCAAUAUAAUGAGGACCAUAUGAGGUCCAAUAGCGAUAGGAAGACUACUUUGUUAAUAAUAAUAUAGCGAACUAACGCUGUCAUAAUUAUUAAAUAAAACGACAUAAUUUAAACGUUUUGUAUUCGGUGUUUUAUUUUCAAAACACACACACAAACACGUUUGUAAGCGCGGUAUGUUUCCUGCAGAGUAUGUUGAGCAAAAAUAAUUGAAUUGACUGCAGUUGGUAGUUUCCACUCUAUGCGGACAGGACUUGACUUUAUGGAUAACUGCUUUCCUUUGUAUUUGACAGGCGCAUCAAUAUUUGUUCUUCAAAAGACGAUUUAAACACCCCAGUCUUUCUUGCGUGCUGCGCCUCAGCAGAGUCACACAGUUUAACGCGCAAUACAUGUUCUUAGUUUUUAACUAAGUGGGUCAGCAGAAGAUACUCCAAGAUGACGAGUCUACGGCGGCUGCAGAGUGCGUUUGGUUUCAGUAGAUGGUUUUGGAGGAAGCCCUCUGGUUUCACGCGUGCCGGGGGUACCAGUUUAGAUAAUUGCAUUUCAUAUACACAUUCCAGGAAGAGCUUUUGCACCCAUGAAAAUGACGAUUCUAAACCCAGGACGGCUGGAAUGAGAGGGGCAGACACGGCUGCUAAAAACAGGUUAGGUCCUGCCAGUGAUGAAGACGACCUCAAAACGAACACGAGGGACUUCAGCUAUGCUGCCAAGGCUAUCAGACACCCCUCUGUGCUCGCCAAGAGCUACAG